CGCGUGGUUGUCCGGGUCUUAGCCAGUGUUGUGUGACAUUUUUUUCAAGUUCUCGGUCGUCGAGAUCAACGUUUUUCAAAGAUUCAUUUUUUUUAAAUGAAAGCCUUUUGACAUCUGACAAACAUAACGAUUAACUUUAUUUAUUAGGAACAGAAUCAACACGCAAUUUAUUAUCAUCUAAAAACAAAUUACACAAUCGGAUGUCUAAAUUCAAUUAGGAAAACAACCCACUGUGCCAACAUACUUUUAAACUCAAUAGUUUUUACGCAACCCCGGAGUGUUUUAAUAACUGCUCAGUUAAAGACUGUUAAGUAAAUCAUAAAGUGAAUAUUUAUUAAACAGAAGUAAUAUUAAAUCAAAAUUUGGAAACUUAUAUAAACAAAGAGCUUAUGUGAUUUUUGAACUAUAGCCAAAUGUUCCGCAUCAUUGACUCGUUCUGUGAAUCAUUGUAGUGGUGCUACUUGGGGGCAAUGGAGCUAGUUUUGUGAAUAAACUUUAGUGAAAAACAAUGAGUUGUUGUAAAAGUGUGCCUCCCAUUAGUAUUCCACUAAAUUUAAACAAUCAAUCGGACACCUAUAACUGGCAAGGUCCAGAUGUUAUACGAGUAUCGAGGUUCUACAAAGAUGCAAAAGAUGGCAAAUUCGUGAGUUAUUUACAUCCAGACGCGACCACCUUAUACGAGAGUUUUAGACGAGGCGCCAAAGUUUCAAAUAAUGGUCCAUGCCUGGGUUGGAGAGAGUCAUACUCAAAACCAUACCAAUGGCUGACUUACAACGAGGCCCUUUUGAGGGCGAAAAAUCUCGGUUCCGGAAUGGUGGAGACCGGUUUAAAACCGGGAACGAGUACCAUGAUCGGUAUUUAUGCCAUCAAUUGUCCCGAAUGGAUCUUGGUAGAGCAGGCCGCGUACUGUUAUAGUAUGGUGAUAGUUCCUUUGUAUGACACUUUAGGGGCGGACGCAUGUAGUUUUAUCAUUAAACAUGCUGAUAUUCAAGUAAUAUUAGUGGAAGAUGACACGAAAUGCAACUCUAUACUGGAAAAGUCGCCGAGGUGUCUGAAAAAACUAAUAGUGUUCAAGGACGUGCGACCGGCGACCAAGCAAAGAGCGAAAAAUAUGGGGAUUGAAAUUUUAAAGUUGCAGGAUGUGGAGCUAUUGGGCUCGAAGGCAAAUCAUCCGGAAGUUCCUCCAAAACCGUCAGAUUUGUGUACCAUUUGCUACACCAGCGGCACCACGGGCACUCCAAAAGGCGUCAUGUUGACUCAUGAAAAUGUCGUGGCGUCAAUGAGCUCAGUCGUACUACAAUUCGGCGAUCACAGGUUAAGAAGCGACGACGUCAUGUUGUCCUUCUUACCAUUGGCUCAUAUGAUGGAGAGGUGCUGUGAGUCGGCGAUGUAUAUGCAAGGUGGCGCAGUCGGAUUUUAUCUAGGAGACGUACGUCGAUUAUCGGAUGAUAUGAAAGCCUUAAAGCCGACAGUGACCCCGGCCGUACCACGAUUAUUGAAUCGGAUUUAUGAUAAGGUGCAAUCGGAUAUUAGCGGAAAUUGCGUUAAGAAAAUGUUGUUUAAUAUGGCGCUUAGUUCUAAAGAAGCUGAAUUAAAAAGGGGAAUUGUAAGGAAAAACAGUAUGUGGGACAUGUUAGUGUUUAGGAAAAUACAAGAGGGAAUGGGAGGAAGACUGAGAUUAAUGUUAGUUGGGUCUGCGCCUUUGGCUGAGAACGUUUUGAAUUUUGUACGAUGCGCCAUGGGCUGUGUGAUUGUGGAAGGUUAUGGACAAACAGAAUGCUGCGCUCCAGUAACAAUGACAAUCCAGGGGGACCACGUACCGGGGCACGUAGGACCUCCAUUAGCUUGUAAUUGUUUAAAAUUAUGCGACGUACCAGAAAUGGAAUAUUGGUCGAAAAAUAAUCAAGGAGAAGUAUGUGUGAAAGGUACCAAUGUCUUCAAAGGUUAUUUCAAAGAUCCAGAAAAAACAGAAGAAGUAGUCGACGAGCUCGGUUGGCAUCAUACAGGAGAUAUUGGAAUGUGGAUGCCCAAUGGCACAUUAAAAAUAAUCGACAGGAGGAAACACAUCUUCAAACUGUCGCAGGGCGAAUACAUCGUACCAGAAAAAAUUGAAAAUAUUUAUAUCAGAUCUCAAUAUGUAGCUCAAGUUUUUGUACACGGAGAAUCACUAAAGUCCUGUAUAAUAGCGGUGGUAGUUCCGGACGUAGAUGUAAUAAAAUGCUGGGCGCAAGAAAAUGGGAUCCCCGGCACUUUUAGUAUCCUAUGUAACCAUCCCGAAGUUAAGCAAUUGAUUUUAGAUGAUAUGAUCGGUUGGGGCAAAGAAAGCGGACUUAAGUCUUUUGAACAAGUUAAAGACAUCUAUCUCCACCCGGACCCGUUCAGCGUGCAAAACGGCCUUCUGACCCCCACUUUAAAAAGUAAACGACCACAACUAAAAACCUAUUUCAAACCGCAAUUAGAUGACAUGUACUCACGACUCACUUAAGGCAAAUAAUUAGAUACUUAGUUAAUUAAGUUUAAAGCACCCAAAUAUUAUUCUCUUGCCAACUUUUAUUAAACGUACCAUAGCGAGUACGACUAAAUAUGAAAAAAAAACAAGUGCAUUUAGGAAAUUUCGUCUUUUGGCUUACUUUUUUGACAAUUGAUAUUUAAAAUGGUUUAGCAGAAUAAACAAGUUAAUUUUGUCAUAAUAAAAAUAAAGCAGUGCGUUUUGUUAUUUAUCUGUACAUAAUAAUUGUAUCUAGUUUAUAAUUAGUAUUUAAACGUCAUGGGUACAGGUGUUCGAGUGGAAAUUGAAAAUAUUCGGUUUCCCCUCGUACGCUAUAUAAUUAGUUAAUAAUUAUAUUGUUCUGCACUGUAUUACUGUUAUUUCAAAAGCCAUUAAAAAUCUAAAUUUA
Molecule: messenger RNA, 2897 nt
Organism: Anthonomus grandis grandis
Lineage: Eukaryota; Metazoa; Arthropoda; Insecta; Coleoptera; Curculionidae
Product: long-chain-fatty-acid--CoA ligase 6
Exons: 12
Coding region: 509-2485 (658 amino acids)
Biological process (GO): long-chain fatty acid metabolic process
Cellular component (GO): endoplasmic reticulum; membrane
Molecular function (GO): long-chain fatty acid-CoA ligase activity
Source: RefSeq, a predicted model, not a curated record